AUGCAUGUUUUAAUGAAUACAACAAAUUAUGAUUAUGGUCAAGUUAAAGUUAAAAUGAAUAUUAUUUUCAUUCGACAGGCAAGAAAAGAUACAGUAUUUGGUGAUUAUUAUAUUGAUUCAAUUGACGAUGACGAUGAUCAAAUUAAUGGAAGUAGUAGCGAAGAAGAUAAUAGCUCUUGUGAUGAUAAUAAAUUACUUGAUCAAAGAACCAUAUCUGUUAGUUAUACCUUUACAACACCAAGUCGAAUCAAUGUUCUCCAUAUUCUUGCUCAAUUACUAUUAGUUUCAAAACGUGUUUUAGUAGCUAUUAUCCAGUCUUUAAAUCCAUUACUUGAAAUAUUUAAUGAAAAAAGUUUGAACAAGGAAAGAAUUGAUAUAAUUAGAUCAUCUAUGCUAGAUAAAAUGAUUGAUUUUUUAAAACCAUGGAUUCAUGUAAUGAAACGUAUUCAAUCAUUGCAAGUAUCAUCAAUACAUACGGUAACACCAAAAGAAACAUGCUUCUUAUCCUAUUUUGGUGGAAGCUACUGCUCGUGUUUAGCUGUACCAGCUACCAGUGCAGCAGUUGAACGCGAGUUCAGCUUUACUGAUAAUACUAUUACACAAAAGCGCUCAAAAUUACCACCAGAUUCAGGAAAUGAUAUUGUUUUCAAUCAUUAA
Messenger RNA from Rotaria sordida, 657 nucleotides. NCBI's taxonomy places the organism in Eukaryota, Metazoa, Rotifera, Eurotatoria, Philodinida, Philodinidae. The record is from the annotation of a GenBank genome assembly.